Molecule: messenger RNA, 1161 nt
Organism: Plasmodium gallinaceum
Lineage: Eukaryota; Apicomplexa; Aconoidasida; Haemosporida; Plasmodiidae
Product: conserved Plasmodium protein, unknown function
Exons: 2
Coding region: 1-1161 (386 amino acids)
Source: RefSeq, a predicted model, not a curated record
AUGAGCUAUAUAAAUAAUUUUCAAAGAGUAUUAUAUGCAUCUAGGUUUAUGAGAGUAUUUGGUAAGUUCAAAAGAGCACAAUUAAGAGAAAAACCACAAAGAAAAAUAGGGCCAUUUUGUAACCCUGUAAAAAGAUUAGUGAGAUUAAAAGAAAAAGAAAAAUUAUUUUGUGAAAUUGGUCUACCACGCAUAAUUCCUAGAGCAAAAAUAGUAACAAAAGAAAAAAUCUUAGAAGCAAUAAAACCACCAAAUGUUAGUAAAGAAGUUUUAGAUAGAAGAUUAGAAUUUUUAUUAUCAAAUGAAAGUGUAUAUCAACAAAUGUAUAAUAAAAUGUAUAAUGGUAUUACUCCUUAUCAAUGUGAAUUAUAUAUGUGGGAACGUCAGAUGAGAGAUUUACGAAAAAUUUAUAGAGCACAAUAUUUGCAUAAAUUGAGUGAAGUUACUAAUGAAGAAAGAGUUAAACAAUUGAAGUUAUUAUUACAAACGAAAGAAGAUAAAAGAAAAAGAAGAGAAAAUAUAAGAAACAGAAUAUUAGAAGAUAAAAAAAGAAAAGCUAUAUUAAAAGAUCGUUUAAAUUUAGAAAAAAAAGUUACUCAAUCAAUUUUAUUUAAAAGACAAUCUAAUAGAAAGAAGCAAAAUAUUUAUUGGUUGAUGAAAUUGCAAAAGAAAAGUGAGUAUUCAGAUUCAGAUGAUUUAAAAAAAAAAAUAGAGGAAAAUAUUGAUGAAAAUAAUUUAUUUAAUCGUAAUAUUUCUGUAAGUAGUUUAUAUAAGGAUUUAGGGUAUGAAGUAAAAGAAGAAAAAAAUGAUAACAUGAAAAUAUUUAAAGUGGACAAAAUUUAUAGAGAAUUAUUAGAAGAAUCCUUUGAAUUUUUAGAUGAAGAUGAAGAACAAUUUGAAGAAAAUUUACAGGAAAAUGAUGAAAAUAUUACACAUAAGCAAAGAGCUCAUAUUUUAUAUUCUUCUUUUACAAAUGAAGAAAAAAUAAAACUUCUUGAUGAUAAAAUAGCAAUUCUUUCAAAAAAAAUUGAAGAAAAAUCAUUUGCAAAAGGGAUAGAAAAUAAUAACAUUAUGUUUUAUAUUCAAUUAAAAGAUAAAUUAGAAGCGGCAAAGCAAGCAUUUUUAGAAAAAAACUAUUUAAAAAAUAUAAAUAAAUCUGAAUAA